UUCCUCGUCAAACUUAUUUUUGUUCAAUAAUUAAAUUUUUUUCUUCUUCAUCCUGAUGAGGUCCUCGUGCAUGUGUCCCGGUGCCGUGACGUCAUGCUCGGUCAUUAUGAAUGUAAAUGGGGUCCGCGCGCUUUGGGGCGCCUCAUUAUGCGCGCGCAUUGAGGGGACGCUGCGGGGGGUAAAUGAUCCGGGUGGGCAGGAGGGGGCAGGUUCUUUGUGCGGGGUAUAAAGGUGGAGCUCCCACAGAGACCAGGACCGGACCGGACAGACCACCAUGGGCUCCGCGCGCUGCAGCUGGAUUGUUCUGCUUCUCCUCAUGGUGACACGUGAUGUUGGAGUACGUGCUCGCGCCAUUAACCCGCUUGGAUUUGGGUCGGAACCCGGAUCCGGACCAGCUUUACGCGCGGAGACGCGCCGGGAGCGCUGCGCGGAGCUCGCUGCGCCAUGGCAGGAAAACGCACGAGCUCCCGAGGAUCACGGAAACCUGCUGCGGGUCCGGGUUCGACCGUUCACACAGAGAGCCGCUCCGGGUCCGGGUCCAGCUCUGGGUCCGGGUCUGCUGUUCCCGGGGAGCUCUCUGUUCAGCUUCGUGCGGCGCGUGUACCGCUGCUGUCAGGACGGCGCGAGCUGCAGGAGCGUGAGAGGGAUCCAAGGCCGGCUCAGAGGAGACUCAGACCUGGAGUUCCUCCUCACCUCGGAUGUGUUGUCGUUGUCCGUCCUGCGCGCCGAGCUUCACCUCCAGCUGUCCAACCCUGAACAUCUGGACGUCCGUCCUGUGCUGUCCUACAUGGCGAAGCGGGGACUUCCCACCAGGUACAGCUUGUGGUCCAGAGGGAACACAGUGGAGCUGAGGGUGGACCUGCUGUUCCUCCUCCAGAGCCUGCAGGAGGCGGCGGGCGGAGCCGCAGGAGGUGGAGGUGCCCGCCUGGUGAACAUGCGGCGGGCGGUGUUUCCACCCACGACUUCAGGGGCUCUGCAGGACUCCGCGUGGGGGGAGCUGGGCCUCAUCCUGGGCUGCAGUCGUCAGGGAUCAGGGGUGUCCUGUGGAGGCGUUCAGCUGUCACACACACCUUUCAUGGCUCUGUACUACAGGUGAACUCACCUGAGGGCGGACUCUCUGUGACAUCACGCACUUUAACGUCAAAUCUAUUAACUUAUAAAUGUUAUUUUUUUAUAUUUACGUGUAAAUAUUGAAUAUGAUGAAUUUUAUGAUGCGCUGUUUGUUAUUAAAGCUUG
Larimichthys crocea (large yellow croaker) is the source of this 1236-nucleotide messenger RNA. RefSeq lists its product as hypothetical. The transcript has 3 exons. The coding region runs from base 275 to 1096 and encodes 273 amino acids. The record is from RefSeq and is a predicted model, not a curated record. Lineage: Eukaryota; Metazoa; Chordata; Actinopteri; Sciaenidae.